GCCAGCUCCGGGCUGUGGGGAAGCUGGACGCAGAGCACAAUCCCGGCUCAGCGGGGUGAACGCAUCGCGGACCGGGAUGAGCACCCUCUGCAAGAGGGAGUCUACGCUCCCGGGCCUGGGCGCGGUGCGGCCGGAUGGCAGGCAGCGGUGGCCUGGGCGGCGGGGCCAGGUGUAGCCAGGGCGCCGGGGCAGGUCCCGGGGCAGCGGUGCGUGCGCCCCGUGCACCUCUGCUGCUCGCCGCGCUGGUGCUGGGAGCGUACUGUCUCUGCACCCUCCCGGGCUGCUGCCCGCCGGCCGCCCGCGUACCGGCCCCCGCACCCGCGGUGCCGCCCAGCGCCGCAUGCAGCCUGGGGGCGCCGGUUCUGCCGGUGGCCAGUGGCCCCGGACGCCAGCGAUUCCCGCAGGCGCUCAUCGUGGGUGUGAAGAAGGGCGGCACGCGCGCCCUUCUGGAGUUCCUGCGUCUGCACCCCGAUGUCCGCGCGCUCGGCUCCGAGCCCCACUUCUUUGACAGGUGGUACGAGCGCGGCCUCGCCUGGUACCGGAGCCUGAUGCCACCCACCUUGGACGGGCAGAUCACCAUGGAGAAGACUCCCAGCUACUUCGUGACUCUCGAGGCCCCUCGUCGCAUCCACAGCAUGUCCCCAGACGUGAAGCUGAUAGUGGUGGUUCGGAACCCUGUGACUCGGGCCAUCUCUGACUAUGCCCAGAUGCUCUCCAAGACCCCGAGCCUGCCCAGCUUCCGAGCCCUGGCCUUCCGCCACGGCCUGGGCCCCGUGGACACAGCCUGGAGUGCAGUGCGCAUUGGCCUCUACGCACAGCACCUGGGCAACUGGCUGCGGUACUUUCCCCUGUCCCACUUCCUGUUUGUCAGCGGUGAGCGCCUGGUCAGUGACCCAGCUGGAGAAGUUGGCCGCGUGCAAGACUUUCUGGGCCUGAAAAGGGUCGUCACGGACAAGCACUUCUACUUCAAUGCCACCAAGGGCUUCCCCUGUCUCAAGAAGGCUCAGGGGAGUAGCCGCCCUCGCUGCCUGGGCAAGUCCAAGGGCCGGCCCCACCCCCGGGUGCCUGAGGCAGUGGUCCAGCGGCUGCGGGACUUCUACCAGCCCUUCAACCAAAAGUUCUACCAGAUGACCGGUCAGGACUUUGGGUGGGACCGAGAGGCCAGGCCAGCCCAGGGCCUGCCGGGGGAUGUUUAGUAAACCUUAAUUUAAGCCUGUCGGCCAGUCAGAGCAGGCUGUGUGCACGUUCUGGGUAGAGAGAGCUAUUGAAGAAAUAAAGUUUGG
This is a messenger RNA of Artibeus jamaicensis (Jamaican fruit-eating bat), 1283 nucleotides long. It is a transcript of the gene HS3ST6, whose product is annotated as heparan sulfate-glucosamine 3-sulfotransferase 6. The coding region runs from base 135 to 1196 and encodes 353 amino acids. The record is from RefSeq and is a predicted model, not a curated record. The transcript is spliced from 2 exons. Gene Ontology annotation, molecular function: [heparan sulfate]-glucosamine 3-sulfotransferase activity. NCBI's taxonomy places the organism in Eukaryota, Metazoa, Chordata, Mammalia, Chiroptera, Phyllostomidae.